Molecule: messenger RNA, 2436 nt
Organism: Cynara cardunculus var. scolymus (artichoke)
Lineage: Eukaryota; Viridiplantae; Streptophyta; Magnoliopsida; Asterales; Asteraceae
Product: DNA mismatch repair protein MSH4
Exons: 24
Coding region: 1-2379 (792 amino acids)
Biological process (GO): mismatch repair; reciprocal meiotic recombination
Cellular component (GO): nucleus
Molecular function (GO): ATP-dependent DNA damage sensor activity; mismatched DNA binding; ATP binding
Source: RefSeq, a predicted model, not a curated record
AUGGAAGACGACAACGGAGAGCGAUCCAGCUUCGUGAUCGGACUGAUUGAGAAUCGAGCCAAGGAGGUUGGAGUGGCUGCUUUUGACUUGAGGUCGGCUUCACUUCACCUUUCAGAGUACAUUGAAACUAGCAGCUCAUAUCAGAACACAAAGACACUGCUGCAUUUCUAUGAUCCAAUGGCGAUUAUUGUCCCUCCUAAUAAGCUAGCACCUGAUGGAAUGGUUGGAGUAUCAGAAUUGGUUGAUAAAUUCUAUUCCUCAAUUCGAAAGGUCACUAUGGUUCGUGGUUGCUUUGAUGACACAAGGGGAGCUGUGCUGGUAAAAAGCUUAGCUGCCAAAGAACCUUCUGCACUUGGUUUGGAUACUUAUUACAAGCAAUAUUAUCUGUGCUUGGCCGCUGCUGCAGCAACUAUCAAGUGGAUUGAAGCAGAGAAAGGAGUCAUCAUAACGAAUCAUUCAUUAUUAGUGACUUUUAAUGGAUCAUUUGACCAUAUGAAUAUUGAUGCAACUAGUGUCCAUAACUUGGAGAUUAUAGAGCCACUGCAUGUCACUCUUUUGGGCACGAGCAACAAAAAGAGAAGUUUAUUCCAAACUCUCAAGUCGACAAGAACUACUGGAGGGACUAGACUUCUUCGUGCCAAUCUCUUACAACCUCUGAAAGAUAUUGAAACUAUCAAAGCUCGACUUGAUUGUCUGGAUGAAUUAAUGAGCAAUGAGCAACUGUUUUUUGGGCUGUCCCAGGCUCUUCGAAAGUUUCCAAAAGAAACUGACAGGGUCCUCUGUCACUUCUGCUUCAAGCCAAAGAAAGUUACAAACGAAGUCUUGGGCAUUGAUAAUGCUAGAAAGAGCCAAGUUCUAAUAUCAAGCAUUAUUGUUCUCAAAACAGCUCUGGAUGCCUUGCCAUUUCUCUCAAAGGUAUUGAAAGAUGCAAACAGCUUUCUUCUUGGAAAUAUAUACAAAUCUGUAUGUGAAAAUGAAAAAUACGCUUCUAUAAGAAAAAGAAUUGGGGAGGUGAUUGAUGAGGAUGUACUUCAUGCACGUGUUCCUUUUGUUGCCCGGACACAGCAGUGUUUUGCUGUCAAGGCCGGAAUAGAUGGAUUUCUGGAUAUUGCACGAAGAUCAUUCUGUGACACCAGUGAAGCUAUACACAACCUUGCAAACAAGUAUCGUGAAGAUUUUAAGCUUCCAAAUUUGAAAAUCCCGUUUAACAAUAGGCAUGGAUUUUACUUCAAUAUUCCCCAGAAGGACAUACAGGGAAAACUUCCUAACAAGUUCAUUCAGGUUAUGAAGCAUGGGAACAGCAUACAUUGCUCAACUCUGGAUCUUGCUUCUUUAAAUGCAAGAAACAAGUCUGCAGCCAAGGAAUGUUAUUUGCGUACAGAACUUUGCUUGGAAGCACUCAUGGAUGCAAUCCGGGAGGAUGUCUCUGUGCUCACCAUGCUUGCUGAGAUCCUAUGCCUAUUGGAUAUGAUUGUUAAUUCAUUUGCUCACAUGAUUUCAACCAAGCCUGUUGAUCGGUACAUUAGGCCUCAAUUUACGGAGAAUGGACCGCUGGCAAUAGAUGCUGGAAGACACCCUAUACUAGAAAGUGUGCACAAUGAUUUUGUUCCCAACACUAUCUUCCUUUCACAGGCUUCAAACAUGGUGAUUGUCAUGGGGCCCAACAUGAGUGGAAAAAGUACAUACCUUCAACAAAUAUGUCUAAUUGUCAUCCUUGCUCAAAUUGGCUGCUACAUUCCUGCCCGCUUUGCAACUCUAAGGGUGGUUGAUCGUGUUUUUACAAGGAUGGGCACAGUCGAUAAUCUUGAAUCAAAUUCUAGUACGUUCAUGACAGAGAUGAAAGAGACAGCUUUUAUCUUGCAGAAUUCCUCUGAAAGGAGUCUCGUUGUCAUGGAUGAGCUCGGCAGGGCUACAUCUUCCUCUGAUGGUUUUGCAAUUGCUUGGAGUUGCUGUGAACUACUAUUAGCACUCAAAACUUACACAAUAUUUGCCACACACAUGGAAAACCUAUCGGAACUGGCCAGCAUAUAUCCAAAUGCGAAGAUUCUUCACUUUGAUGUUGAAGUAAAAAACAACCGGUUGGAUUUCAAGUUUGAGCUGAAAGAUGGAUUGCACCAUGUACCACAUUAUGGGCUUCUAUUAGCAGGAGUAGCUGGGUUACCAAGUUCAGUUAUUGAGACUGCUAGAAAUAUCACUUCAAGGAUUACAGAAAAGGGAGUGAAGAGGAAGGAAGUGAACUAUGAGCAAUAUCAUGGAAUUCAGAUGGCAUAUCGAGUGGCUCAGCGUCUCAUAUGCUUGAAAUAUUCCACCCAAGAUGAAGAUUCCAUCCGACAAGCACUUCAACAUCUUAAGGACUGCUACGCCAAUGGUACAAUUUAGAUAAGUCAAUUGUCAUGCCACUACACAUUGAGCAUUAAAAGGAAUUGGGAUGGUAUC